Messenger RNA from Nicrophorus vespilloides, 2457 nucleotides. RefSeq names its product glycine--tRNA ligase. The record is from RefSeq and is a predicted model, not a curated record. The transcript is spliced from 9 exons. Gene Ontology annotation, biological process: mitochondrial glycyl-tRNA aminoacylation. Gene Ontology annotation, cellular component: mitochondrion; cytoplasm. The coding region runs from base 136 to 2388 and encodes 750 amino acids. NCBI's taxonomy places the organism in Eukaryota, Metazoa, Arthropoda, Insecta, Coleoptera, Silphidae. Gene Ontology annotation, molecular function: glycine-tRNA ligase activity; ATP binding.
UAAUAUAUUUUAGCUUUUUUUUCAAACUAAACAUUUUGAUAUAUGAAAUAAUGAAGCACAUAUUCAUAGACUAGGACACGGUUUUACUUAUAAAUUAAUAUAAAAUAUUUUUUAAUUAUUUCAAUUACGUUACGAAUGCCACGCGGCGUUUUCGAACCAAUGAAAUUGCUAAGAAGUAUACAUCAUUUGUGCAGACUUUCAAAGACCACUUCUAACUGUACUUUCACGCCUCUUACUAUAAACUGCAAUUUUGCAAAGCAUCUGUGUCUACCAGCUUGCAGCUAUAGUACAAAGUGGGGAACAAAGAAAAAUCAUCGUACAGUAAAAUUAAAUAUAUUUUUAGAUAGCAUGGCUGAUCCACAGAUUGAAGUAAUAUUAGCCCCAUUGAGAGCUAAUGUUAAAGAACAGGGUGAUUUGGUUAGGAAAUUGAAAGCAGAUGGUGCACCUGAUCUGGAUAUUAAAAAAGCAGUGGCUGAAUUAAAAGCUAGGAAAAAGAUUUUAGAAGAUAAGGAGUUAAGUCUGGUUCCUGAUGCAGCAACAUUUGAUCGUGCUAAAAUGGAAGAUCUGCUCAAACGCAGAUUUUUCUAUGAUCAGUCUUUUGCUAUAUAUGGAGGAAUAACUGGACAAUUUGAUUUUGGCCCAAUGGGUUGUGCUUUUAAGGCCAAUCUUUUACAAACUUGGAGGCAGUUCUUUGUUCUUGAAGAACAAAUGUUGGAAGUGGAUUGUUCUAUCUUAACACCAGAAACUGUUUUAAAGGCCUCUGGACAUGUGGACCGGUUUGCAGAUUUAAUGACAAAAGAUAUGAAAACAGGUGAAUGCUUUAGACUUGAUCAUUUGAUUAAAGCACAUUUGGAAAAAAUUUCUGCUGAUAAAAAGACAAGCAAUGAAACCAAAGCUGACUGUUCAGAUAUUAUAAUCAAGUUGGAUGGUAUGAAUAAAGCUGAAAUGGCUGCUGUAAUGGUCAAAUUCAAUAUGAAAAGUCCACUUACUGGAAACGAUUUAACAGAACCAAUUGAAUUUAAUCUUAUGUUUGGAACACAAAUUGGCCCAUCUGGUUUGAUUAAAGGUUUCUUGAGACCUGAAACAGCCCAAGGUAUCUUCGUCAAUUUCAAGAGAUUACUUGAAUUUAAUCAAGGCAAAUUGCCAUUCGCCGCUGCCCAAAUUGGAAAUGCUUUCCGUAAUGAGAUUUCGCCCAGGUCAGGUUUGAUCCGUGUUCGUGAAUUCACCAUGGCUGAAAUAGAACACUUUUGUGAUCCAGAUGAUAAGAAACAUCCUAAGUUUGUCGAUGUUGCUCAAACUGAGAUGUUGUUAUAUUCAGCAUGUAAUCAAAUGGACGGUAAAGCUGCUGAAAGAGUAAAAAUUGGAGAUGCAGUUGAAAAAGGAUUAGUUGCUAAUGAAACUUUGGGAUAUUUUAUGGCAAGAAUACAAAUGUUCUUAAUUCAAUCUGGUGUUGAAACCACCAAACUUCGUUUCAGGCAACAUAUGGCUAAUGAAAUGGCCCAUUAUGCCCAAGAUUGUUGGGAUGCUGAAUGUUUAACAAGUUAUGGUUGGAUUGAAUGCGUUGGGUGCGCAGAUAGAUCUGCAUAUGAUCUUACUCAACAUACAAAAGCUACAGGAGUACGUUUGGCCGCAGAGAAAAAAUUACCAGAGCCAAAAGUAAUUGACGUCGUCGAAGCCAUUCCUAAUAAAGGCCUAUUGGGAAAAACAUUUAAAAAGGAUGCGAAGAUUAUUACUGAUGCUCUAAAUCUAUUGAGUGAAAGCGCUGUUGAUGAUUUUGAUAAACAAUUGCAAGGAAAAGGGUCUUAUGAUUUAGUAGUUGAUGGAAAAUCAUUUAAUUUGACUAAGGAAAUGAUUGAAGUUAAGAAAUAUCAAAAAACUAUUCAUGUUGAUGAAAUAACACCAAGUGUCAUCGAACCAUCAUUUGGUGUGGGCCGUAUAAUGUACGCAAUAUUUGAACAUAAUUUCAAAAUGCGUGAAAAUGAUGAGCAAAGAACUUACUUAUCUUUACCAUCAUCUGUAGCACCACUUAAAUGCAGCGUUUUACCGUUAAGUUCCAAUGUUGAGUUUCAACCAUUCAUUAAAAAGAUAUCUGCGGCUCUAACCAAGGUAGAUGUUUCGCACAAAGUUGACGACAGUUCCGGAUCGAUUGGAAGACGUUACGCUCGUACCGACGAAAUUGCAAUUCCAUAUGGGAUCACAAUCGAUUUUGAUACUUUAAAAGAACCUCAUAGUGUGACAUUGCGCGAAAGAGAUUCGAUGAAUCAAGUCAGAAUUCCGCUUGAAGAAAUUGCUCAAGUAAUUCACGAAUUGUCAUACAAUAAGACAAAAUGGACAAUUGUUGAGGGAAAGUAUCCAAAGUUUGAUCAACAGGAAAAUAAAGCCACCUAAUACAAUGAUUGCAUUUAAAUAAUAUUUAUGAAUAUGUGAAGGCAUUUAAAAAAAUAAUAGUUUAAACAA